This is a messenger RNA of Pogona vitticeps (central bearded dragon), 820 nucleotides long. RefSeq names its product chromosome 2 C18orf32 homolog (gene C2H18orf32). NCBI's taxonomy places the organism in Eukaryota, Metazoa, Chordata, Lepidosauria, Squamata, Agamidae. The record is from RefSeq and is a predicted model, not a curated record.
GGGCCCGCCUUCCCCGAGUGACGUCGGCGUUUCCCUCUCUCCCGGAAAUAAAGCCCUGGCCGCCUCCCACCCUCGGAGGUUCUUCAGGCGUUACAGAAGGUCGACUCAGUGUUCCAGCAUAUUUCCACCACAGAGCCUGAGACAGCCAUGGUGUGCAUUCCCUGUAUAGUCAUUCCAGUUCUCCUCUGGGUCUACAAACGAUUCCUUGAGCCAUAUCUCUACCCCAUCAUUGGUCCAUUCCUCAAGUGCUUUUGGCCUAAGAAAGCAGUACAGGAAGGGUCAAAAGAAGAUGGAAAGCCCGGCAGUGAAAGUAGGCAUGAGGAAGUGACGCACGAGGCCUCGUUGAAGGAGUCUGAUCUUACUAAAAGUGAAAGCAAUAGUAUGACAAAUGGAUUUGCUGGAAAUGGGCCUACAGAGGUGUCUGACAAAAAGAAUGAUUAAAUAAGCUCAUGCCGUGGGAUUGUGGCUGCUAAAGACAAUAAACUGAUAUGCCUGUUUUUACUUGGAAAUGGCGUUGUACCUCUGGGUGAAUAGAGAUUUGGGAUAUGUGUACAGACACUGAGGGACACAUAAGAUGAUUCCUAUCCCUAUACCUAAAAACCAAUUUUAAUAUAUUGUCUUGCGCCUGAUGAUGUUCGUGUUGGAACAUUUUCCAGUGCUAUGCUGCUGAUCUCUUUUUGCACUAGAUAAUAUUAGAAAUUUUAGGCUAAAGGUAUUGUUAACACUUUAACUGUCAAAUUUACAACUUGUUUCAAACACUUUGUGGAACUGUUUUCACACUUCUAAAGGAGUUCAAGUUCUUAAGUGUUGUAGUGCAAAA